Messenger RNA from Panthera uncia (snow leopard), 3192 nucleotides. It is a transcript of the gene WDR5B, whose product is annotated as WD repeat domain 5B. NCBI's taxonomy places the organism in Eukaryota, Metazoa, Chordata, Mammalia, Carnivora, Felidae. The transcript has 2 exons. The record is from RefSeq and is a predicted model, not a curated record. Gene Ontology annotation, cellular component: Set1C/COMPASS complex. Gene Ontology annotation, molecular function: histone binding. Bases 465 to 1454 code for a protein of 329 amino acids.
GGGGGCUUAACUUUUCCGCUAAGGGAAUCGGAAAAUUCAGUCCUUCCUCGUGACACGGUUUCCAAAAUGAAAUGAAUGUUGUUUGUAAUAUUCGCUGCUACCCACGCUAGCCAGUCAGGUCUGGGAAAAGCCCCGCUCACCUCCUCACUCGCCAAAGGUAGUCAAAGGUAUGCGAGGGGCAACCGCGGCGAAGAAGACCGGAAGGAAACGCCGGCGUCUCCUUUUGCGCAAGUGCAGGCAGACCUCUCCUAUUGGUCACCGCGGCUGGAGAUUGGUGUGCACAUGCGCUCUGCUGACCUGCCAGCUGGGUGUGAUUGAGGCGGCGGUGCACAGCAGUGUUUAUCCGCGGACUGUAUAGCCAACCGUCAGGGUCGCAAGUAGUGGUGCCUACACAGAAAGUCGGAAUAUUGGGCUGCCUCGUUCAGGGCCGGACGCUUACCCAACCUACUUGGAGCUUCAGAACCAUGGCGACAAAGGAGGCAGGAGAUGGUGAAGCAGAGUCGAGCGUUCCCUCAGCCAAUGGGAGGAAGCAAAUGUCUGAAAAACCAAACUAUGCUCUUAAAUUUACUCUCGUGGGACAUACGGAAGCAGUAUCAUCAGUUAAAUUUAGCCCUAAUGGAGAAUGGCUAGCAAGUUCUUCUGCUGAUAAAGUAAUUAUAAUUUGGGGAACCUAUGAUGGAAAGUAUGAGAAAACACUUUAUGGUCACAGUCUGGAAAUAUCAGAUGUUGCCUGGUCAUCAGAUUCCAGGUGGCUUGUUUCUGCUUCAGAUGAUAAAACGCUAAAGAUUUGGGAUGUGAGAUCUGGAAAAUGUCUGAAAACGCUAAAGGGGCACAGUAAUUACGUUUUUUGCUGUAAUUUCAACCCACCAUCUAAUCUCAUCAUUUCAGGAUCUUUUGAUGAGAGUGUGAAGAUAUGGGAGGUGAAAACAGGAAAGUGCCUCAAGACUUUGUCUGCUCAUUCUGAUCCGGUUUCUGCUGUUCAUUUUAAUUGUAGCGGGUCCUUGAUAGUAUCAGGUAGCUAUGAUGGUAUCUGUAGAAUUUGGGAUACUGCAUCAGGUCAGUGUUUAAAAACACUUAUUGAUGAUGAUAACCCUCCUGUCUCUUUUGUAACAUUUUCUCCAAAUGGUAAAUAUAUUCUAAUUGCAACCUUGGACAAUACUCUUAAACUGUGGGAUUACAGCAGAGGCAGAUGCCUGAAAACGUACACUGGCCAUAAGAAUGAGAAAUACUGCAUAUUUGCCAACUUUUCAGUUACUGGUGGAAAGUGGAUUGUAUCUGGUUCAGAAGAUAAUCUGGUUUACAUCUGGAAUCUUCAGACUAAAGAGAUUGUACAGAAAUUACAAGGUCAUACAGAUGUUGUAAUCUCAGCAGCUUGUCACCCUACAGAAAACAUCAUUGCAUCAGCAGCAUUAGGAAAUGACAAAACAAUUAAACUGUGGAUGAGUAACUACUAAACCCUUUAGAAAUCAAGUAGUAGAGCCAAGCUGGAAAAAAAAAAGUUAUUUAAAAAGAUGGUUUCCCCUUAAUUUUGGCAUAGUUUUGUAUUUCUUUUUAACAUUGUCUUACAAGAUUUCAGACCUAUAAUCUAAAUUUGUAAAGCAAGACAACUGGAAAAACAAGUCUAGAACCUAGGGCUUCUGACUUUUAAUCUGUUAUUAAUCUCUUAUGUCUGUUCCUGAACAGAUUCCCAUUCUGUUCCUCCCAGUGAGUAUUUUAGAGAAUCAGUGUACUUGAGAAAUAUUUAGAAGUAAGGUUCACAAGAUAGGAUGACUAUUAAGUGAGGAGAGCAAGGGAGUUUGGAAUAACUCCAGUGUUUCUGAUUUGGCAGAUCAGAUAGAUGAAUAAGAGCAUAAGCCUGGGAUAGUGGUAGAUUGGAGAUGUAUGAUAGAUGCUACUCACACACUUUAAGUGAUAGCCUAUGUGAUGGGGUGUGAAAUGGUUCCAUGGAAUCGAGUCUAUAAAUUGGGAAAAGUAAGUCAUGGUUAGGUUUGCUCUGAGAGUCUAAGAAUUUUAAGUUUUUAUCAAGAUAAAAACUAAAAAUAAACCAAAACAUUAUGUCAUUUUACUGAAGAACCUCUCACUACUUUAUGUGCCCUCGUGAUAUCAAGCAAGCUAAAUGUCUGAAUGAGGUGAGGCUAUAUUCUCUUCCACUAUGUGUCUGACCUACUAACUCCUACCUGUGCUUCAAAUGUGGUUCAGAAAUCACCACUUUGUGGACCAUCACUGCCUGCCUGACUCCAAUCACAGCUGACAGCUGAGUUAGGUUUUCUUGUUCUUCCUAUAGCUUCUGUUAUAAAGUUCAGAAUAUAUCUUUUACCGAUUGGUAUUGUAAUGGUUUCACAGGCCAUGUUUCCAGUAAAUUAUGAACUCUGUCAAGUAUGUUUUUAUUCAUUUUUGUAUUCUCAGUAUUUAUAAGGGACUAAUGAUGAAUGACAAUGUAUUAUACCACCAUCACCACCACUACGACUUUAUUCACUCCUUGCCUGCUUUCAACACAUUUUUGGAAUUAAGUCCCCAUACUAUUACUUUUGUUGAUUAAAAGUAUCUGACCAUAGGCUAACAUAUUAACUUUAGUCAGACAAGGCUUUUAGGAAAUAUAAAGUGGAAAAUGGUUUCUUCCCACUUUCCCUACAGAGACAUGAUAAACAUGGGGGGGAAAUCUAGACAUUAAGCAAAAAAUAAUACAAUAAUUGAAAGUAAGAGGACAAAGCAGUCUUAAUUUUUUUUGUAUUCUUUAGUAUCUUGUAAUAGUGCCCAUUAAAUCUGAUUUGCCUGACAAAUUCUGAGGAAUGUGAGGUAUUAGAGUUAUUAGUAGAGUAUGACUGCCAGGAAGGUAUUGUGUGAGGGUACUUGGAGAAUGGGGAUUAGUUAAGGACAAGUCUGAAAUUCUUGGCAAGAAAUUUAUAUUUAACCCAUAAAGAAGUAUUCAAAGUUACUGAAUAGCAGAAUGACAGAAAAUGAAAAAUGAUCAUGUGAAUACUUGUUGCAUGGUAACACUCGUGAGUUUUGGUUUAAUGAAACUUUUAUUAUAGUAAAUCUCCAAGGUAACACUUUAAAAUAUUACUUUAGAAGUUAAAAAUGAUAUUGUUCUAUGAAGAAAAAUACUUAUUUUUAAAAUAAGUAGAUUAAAAUCAACUUGGUAUCUAAAACAUUAAGGUCAAAUUAUUCUAAAAUAAAGUAGAUCAACAGACA